Molecule: messenger RNA, 815 nt
Organism: Ctenocephalides felis (cat flea)
Lineage: Eukaryota; Metazoa; Arthropoda; Insecta; Siphonaptera; Pulicidae
Product: distal membrane-arm assembly complex protein 2-like
Exons: 3
Coding region: 1-795 (264 amino acids)
Source: RefSeq, a predicted model, not a curated record
AUGUAUGCAAAUUGCUUUGUCAACCAACAAAAGAUACUCUACAAUUUACCUGAUAAAACAGAUACUGAAAAGAAACGUUGGUCUAAUCGAUGGGCUAAACCCAUAUCAGAAAUUGAAGGAGAAUGGUCAAGUAAAUUUAAAUUAUUUGCUCCGAAAAAAGGACUUGACCCAAGCAUUAUAAAGUUUAUAACAACUCCCAAAAAUAUUACACCCUCAGGAAUAAAAACUUGGUGGAGUAAUGUGAAACGUAAGGUUGACAUUGAAGAUCAAGUAUUUUCAAAAGAAAGACAUAAUUUCUUAGGAAAUGAUUUAGCAGCUGCACAUUUCAUUAUUUAUAGAAAAGGAUCUGUUAAAUUUUUUGGAACAGACAAAUGGCUGAAACUUGACGAGGAUGAUGAUGAAUGUGAAGGUUUGCCUAAAUUUAACGUACCAGACCUCUAUGUCUCUCAUAUAGAUUGUAGUAAUAUGAACAUUUAUUAUGAAGGAUUACAAAAUUUAGUAAGGUUACAAAAACUUACCUGGUUAUCAUUUAGAAACUGCAAAACUAUAGAUGAUUUUUGCCUUGACCGUAUCAGCGGCGAAUAUGGUGAUACCCUAAAAUAUUUAGAUAUUAGUGGUUGUUCUAUUACAGAAAGAGGCCUAAAUGCUUUAUAUAGACUAAUGAAUCUAGAAACUCUAAUAGUUACAAAUGUAAAAGAAUCUAUCUCUUUUGAAUUAACUUGUGCAAUGUUAGAAGAAUUGUAUCCCAAAUUAAUUAUUAAAUCUAUGGAUGAGUCUGUAAAACAAGUUGAAUAAAAUAUUUGUUCUAUUUUAAA